Molecule: messenger RNA, 930 nt
Organism: Orycteropus afer afer
Lineage: Eukaryota; Metazoa; Chordata; Mammalia; Tubulidentata; Orycteropodidae
Product: olfactory receptor 8S1-like
Biological process (GO): G protein-coupled receptor signaling pathway
Cellular component (GO): membrane
Molecular function (GO): G protein-coupled receptor activity; olfactory receptor activity
Source: RefSeq, a predicted model, not a curated record
AUGAAAAACUACAGUGCAAUCAGUGAGUUCAUUCUCCUCGGAUUGUCUACUGAUCGUUACAUUCAGGCCAUUCUGUUUGUGCUGUUCCUUCUCAUUUACUUCCUCACUCUAACGGGAAACUUCUUAAUGCUGCUGGUGAUCAGGGCUGAUUCCCACCUCCACACACCCAUGUACUUCUUUUUGAAACAACUGUCCUUCCUGGACCUCUGCCACUCCUCUGUCACAACGCCCAAGAUGCUGGAGAAUUUACUUUCUGAAAGCAAAACCAUCUUUGUAGAGAGCUGCCUGGCUCAGGCCUUCUUUGUGUUUGCCACGGGGGGCACCGAGGCCUGUCUGCUGGCAGUGAUGGCCUAUGACCGCUAUGUGGCCAUCAGCUCCCCUCUGCUGUAUGCCCAGGUGAUGAGUAACCAGCUGUGUGUCGGGUUGGUAUGGAGUUCCUGGGGCCUGGCCUUUGCUGAUGCUUUCAUCAAUAUUCUCCUAGCUGUCAAUUUAGACUUUUGCCAGGGCCAGACUAUCCCCCACUUCAGCUGUGAGCUGUCUUCUCUCUUCCCUCUUUCUUGCUCUGAUACUUCUAUCAACUUUAUGCUGCUGCUCUGUUCCUCUGUCUUGCAUUUCUUUGGGACUUUCAUUAUGAUUGUUUUCUCCUAUGCACGCAUUGUCUCCACCGUCAUGAGCAUCACCUCCACCUCCAGCAGAAGCAAGGCCUUCUCUACCUGUUCCUCACAUCUCACUACUGUGAUCUUUUUCUAUGGCUCAGGUUUCAUCAGCUAUCUCUUGCCAACCUCAGGUUCCCCUCUGGAGAUAAUCUUUUCCUUACAGUACAGUGUGAUCACUCCCAUGCUGAAUCCCCUCAUCUACAGCCUUCAGAACAAGGAGGUAAAGGAAGCUAUGAGAAGAAUGUUCAGAAAAUAUUUUCAUACUCUCAUAUAG